AGUUGUGCAGGGAGGGCGGGAGAGUCCCAGCGCCGGCUCUGAGGGUCGGCUUCCUCUCCCCCUCCCGUGCGGGGCGGGGUGGUGCGUUCCGAGUUCCCAGGAGUUCGAGGCGGGCGGGUGCCGGGGGGAGGGGAGUGGCGGCGGCGGCGACGGCAGCGGCGGGCGGCUCCCGCCUCAGCCUAGGCAGUGGCGUCGGCGAAGGCAGAGUCGAGGCAGCCGCGAGCGCUCGGCUGAGUGUCAGCCGGUGGCGACGGCUCAAGAACUGGGAGUUGGGGACGCGCGCGCCGGACCUUCCGCCGCCGCCGUUGCCGCCGCGGCCGCUGCUGCCGCCGCCCAGAGCCUAAGGCGCCGGGGCCGGGGGAGCAGGGGGGGCGGGCGAGCGAGAGGGCCGGGGGGAGGGUGGGGGAUGGCGCGGACCCCGGGGCCGGCCCCGCUGUGUCCCGGAGGCGGCAAAGCACAACUUUCCUCCGCUUCUCCCCCCGGGGCCGGGCUCUUGCUGCCACCCCCGACGCCGCCGCCGCUACUGCUGCUGCUCUUCCCGCUGCUGCUCUUCUCCCGGCUCUGUGGUGCCUUAGCUGGGCCAAUUAUUGUGGAGCCACAUGUCACAGCAGUAUGGGGAAAGAAUGUUUCAUUGAAGUGUUUAAUUGAAGUAAAUGAAACUAUAACACAAAUUUCAUGGGAGAAGAUCCAUGGCAAAAGUUCACAGACUGUUGCAGUUCAUCAUCCUCAGUAUGGAUUCUCUGUUCAAGGAGAAUAUCAGGGAAGAGUCUUGUUUAAAAACUAUUCACUUAAUGAUGCUACAAUUACUCUACAUAACAUAGGAUUCUCUGAUUCUGGAAAGUACAUAUGCAAAGCUGUUACAUUCCCGCUUGGAAAUGCUCAGUCUUCUACAACCGUAACUGUAUUAGUUGAACCCACUGUGAGCCUGAUAAAAGGGCCAGAUUCUUUAAUUGAUGGAGGAAAUGAAACGGUAGCAGCCAUUUGUAUCGCAGCCACUGGAAAACCAGUUGCACACAUUGACUGGGAAGGUGAUCUUGGUGAAAUGGAAUCCACUACAACUUCUUUUCCAAAUGAAACGGCAACAAUUGUCAGUCAGUAUAAGCUGUUUCCAACCAGAUUUGCUAGAGGAAGGCGAAUUACUUGUGUUGUAAAACAUCCAGCCUUGGAAAAGGACAUCCGAUAUUCUUUCAUAUUAGAUAUACAGUAUGCUCCUGAGGUUUCAGUAACAGGCUAUGAUGGGAAUUGGUUUGUAGGAAGAAAAGGUGUUAAUCUCAAGUGUAAUGCUGAUGCAAAUCCACCACCCUUCAAAUCUGUGUGGAGCAGGUUAGAUGGACAGUGGCCUGAUGGUUUAUUGGCUUCAGACAAUACUCUUCAUUUUGUCCAUCCAUUGACUUUCAAUUAUUCUGGUGUUUAUGUCUGUAAAGUGACCAAUUCCCUUGGUCAAAGGAGUGAUCAAAAGGUCAUCUACAUUUCAGAUGUCCCAUUUAAGCAGACCUCCUCCAUAGCCGUAGCUGGCGCCGUAAUUGGAGCCGUCCUUGCCCUUUUCAUCAUUGCUAUCUUUGUGACUGUGCUGCUGACUCCUCGAAAAAAGAGACCAUCCUAUCUUGACAAAGUGAUCGACCUUCCACCCACACAUAAACCACCUCCUAUGUAUGAAGAACGAUCUCCCCCUUUGCCUCAAAAAGACCUUCUAUAUCAGACCGAACACUUGCCUCUGCAGACUCAGUUCCGAGAAAGAGAGGUGGGCGGCCUCCAGCACUCUAAUGGGCUAAGUCGCAGGAGAGUGGACUAUGAAGAUGAGAAUCCUGUGGGGGAAGAUGGGAUCCAGCAGAUGUGCCCCCUUUACAAUCAGAUACGCCAGAAAGACCGGAGCCCGGGCAAGCAUCGUCAAAGCAACAACCCUGAGAGAGUGUACAUCAACCCGCGAGAACAUUAUGUGUGAUUUCACUCUUUUUUUCCCAGUGGACGUCCUAAAGAAAUGUUCGAUCUUCAACUGGGGAGAGAAACUGAGGACAGUGGUUCUUAUCUUAUUCUCCCUCGUGUAAAACAAUCCCAGUUUAUGUGUAUCAGAAGUCGCGAUGAAUGGCUUCGAGCCAAUAGCAACUUGGUUUCCUUCAUUAAGAGUUUCUUAGCCACCAGCUGUGUUUGUGAACUUGACUCUAGCUUUGUGUGUUUCUGUGAUGAUAGUGUUUAACUACUAACAUUUGGCCUACAGUGGCACGUUCAUUGAAACAUAGAAUAUCUGCCUGUGAUGGCAACAGUGAUUCUCCAGAAAGGAAGGCCCCAGCUGGGAACCUUGUAGGGUUUCAGGAAGGCCAACCUAUUUAUCUGUAACUCAAGCGAGCAGGGGAAAAAAAAAAAAAAAAAGGAGUUCAAAAUCCAUUUCACUAAUUGUUUCACUGGGAUUUGGCUUUCCCUGAUGUGCUUAAUGCAAUUACAAUACCUGUGUACAAACAGGAGGCCUGAGGAAAGAGGCAGAAUUUGCUCUUUAUUCCAAAAAACAACAACAGAAAGCAGUUUAAACCUUCAAGCCUGUUGGUUGCUUUUAAAGUCUUGUGAUAAUUGUAAUAUAUGUUCCUUCUUGAUCACUAAGGUCCUGAGGGAUACAUAUUUCGCACCGUUCUCUGACCAGUCUCGAUUAGCUGUGUGCUAAGACUCUUCUCUUGCCCUGUUGUUGUUCCCACAGUUCUGUUCUUUCCUAGCCAGAUUAGCCUAUUUCCCACCUAUUAAAUUCUAAAAGCCUCGUCUAAAUGGUGGACAGCCUUGAGCCCUGUCCCUCUUUGCUGUAGUAUUGUAUAUGACAAGCUCAGCUUUCACUUCUGAAAUUCCUUUCCAGCUAAUCCUCUCCACACAGGCUUCAGCUACCCUCUGCUUCUUCGGACUACUUCUCAUCCAUGUUUUAUCUACCUCAGAAAAGCCUGCUGCAAAAUCACCGUGAAAUAACUCCUGCUCUUAAGAGCCAGGUAGAAAAUUUGAAAAUUAAAAAAAAAAAAAAAAAAAAA
This is a messenger RNA of Acinonyx jubatus (cheetah), 3002 nucleotides long. RefSeq names its product nectin cell adhesion molecule 3 (gene NECTIN3). Gene Ontology annotation, biological process: symbiont entry into host cell; homophilic cell-cell adhesion; heterophilic cell-cell adhesion. The coding region runs from base 407 to 1942 and encodes 511 amino acids. The record is from RefSeq and is a predicted model, not a curated record. The transcript is spliced from 9 exons. Gene Ontology annotation, cellular component: adherens junction; apical junction complex. Lineage: Eukaryota; Metazoa; Chordata; Mammalia; Carnivora; Felidae.